Drosophila persimilis is the source of this 4994-nucleotide messenger RNA. RefSeq lists its product as uncharacterized. The coding region runs from base 1649 to 3439 and encodes 596 amino acids. The transcript has 7 exons. The record is from RefSeq and is a predicted model, not a curated record. NCBI's taxonomy places the organism in Eukaryota, Metazoa, Arthropoda, Insecta, Diptera, Drosophilidae. Gene Ontology annotation, molecular function: [heparan sulfate]-glucosamine 3-sulfotransferase activity.
UUUUCUUUGCUGCCAGGCUGUUCUCUUAUAUAGUAUAUUACACUGCUAAGCACACAAACAUAUACGCGCACAUACACACCUGUACACAAAUCGAGCGGGCAAAAUGUUGGAGCACGCGCGCGCAAAACUCGAACUAAAGCAAAACGAAUCGAAAAGUGCUUCAAAAUCCACGUGAAACGGUGCAAAAGCAAUUGGGAAAAAAAGAUUUCAAAUCGAAUCAAAUUGUGGCGAAAUUAAAGUGGAGUUUUCUUUCUUCCUGGAGGAAAAAUCAAUGCUGUUAAACGUAAACUGACGACGCGCAGAUACACACGCACACGAAUCGCACACGUGUGUCUCCAGCACAAACACUACGAGACACACACAACCACACGGACAAUCGGCGAAAGCCUAACAAAGUGAAAGUAACGGAAUUAGCCACCGAAAAGGCGAGGGAGGGAACGCAACCAAAGUGCAUAGGAACGCGGCAAAGGAGCUGAAAUAAAUCCUCGUACAUUUUGCAUUGCCUACUUUCCAGCUGAGGGAACCACAUUCUUGGACUGAAUUCCUCUGCUGCUGCUGAUGGCCGAGUCCUCUGCGCUAGUGAGUGACUGAGACUGUGUGUGCGUGCUUCUUUGGCUGUUUCCAAAAGUCGGUCAUACUAAAAAAAACACAAACAGUGAAGGGGGGGCGGAACUAAAGAGAAGAAGGGCAAAGGCAUGCAACGUAAACAGGCGGCCAAAGCAGCCGCCGACGAUGUAGCUCCAGCAGCAGCAGCAGGAGCAGCAGGAGCAGCAGUGGCAGUGCCAGCCUGAACAAAGAUAAACACGCAAAACAAAGCAAAGUGGGUCAGUGUGCGAGGAGGAGGAGGAGGAGGAGGCGUUGCAACACCAGCAGCAUCUUGAGGAGGCAUCGACAUGUGUCGAUGGACAAACAGCAGUACGCGGCACACCACACUCGAAGGCUCAAAGGCAGACAGCUCAAAAGGUUGACUUGAAGCUCUUGGAAUACGCUAUUUUUUGGAGAACAGACAAUGGCGUCCAGCAACAAAAGCAACAAAAGCAACAAAAGCAACAAAAGAUACAAAAGCACAGCCGGGAGAAACUUUGGCUGCAGCUGCCUUUGCAGCAGAAACACAAAAGUUGGCGAAGAAGUUGCCAGAAUCGACGCCGGAUCGAACCAAGGACAACAGCAACAACAACAAAUCUAAUUACGGAACAACAAUAAGGUCAAACCUGGAUGUUGUCCAAGGGAUGUUAAAGUUGAUGAUGGCGGCGAUGGGACCGCUCCCCUUUGUGCGUCCUGACGGAAAUGAGGCCCUAUGUGUCGCCCAGUCAAUGCCCGCUUCGGUGACCGAGUGAGCGAGUAACGGCGAAACUCCGAUUACACAUUCUCCGGCAAUCUGCUGGAAUUUAAUUAAAGAGCAAAACAAGCCAGAACACGAGCUAGCGAGAGAGAGUCCGAGAGGAGAAGAGUCCAAGUAGGGCGAUAGCCCAAGAGGCGUGGCGGCGGGUGGGCCAUAAAUCCAUGCCCCCAUCCUUGCUGCAUGCUGCUUGUCCGCUGCAAUUGAGUGGAGCGCCGGCACUGGCCAAUUAGUUGCUGCAGUUACAGCCAAGAGCGGCUAUCAUUUGGGCUCCAUUGAACGUACUCCCGGUACACCGCUGCCUCACUGAUGACUGCGGCCAAAAGACGUGCGGGCAGCAGCAGCAACGAGCAGCAAUCCCUUCAGCAGCAGCAGCAGCAGCAGCAUCUGCCACGGCAGGAUGGGCAUCAGCAGGGGCAGGGCCACCACGAGUACCAGCAGUUGCUGCAGCAUCCCCACCACCAUCAGCACUACGGCGUCGGGGGUGGCAACCACCUACAGCAAUACCACCAGAGACAGCAUCCGCAGCAGCACCAGCAGCAGCAGCAGCAGAACUCGCAUCCACAGCAUCAGCAUCCUCAUCAGCACACGAAUCCUCACCAGGCGACACUGCGCGAUUGCUCCGUCAAAUUGCCGCUGGACAUCCUAUGGCUACCGAAAUCGGCGAUGCGACCGGCGGGACCUGAUGCCUCGCACACGGACUGCAUCCUGGUGGUGGGCGUCUCCCGUCCAAAGCUGGCCGUCGUCUUCCUCACGGUCAUGCUGAUCUCGCUGUUCCUAACAUUCCACGUGCUCUACGACAGUGCCGUGUACAAUAUCCAAGCCGCUCAGGCAGUGCACGAAAGGCAUCGCCUCUCGCUGGCAGCCUCCGCCUCCGCAUCAGCCCUGUCCGGAUCUUCAGCUGCAAGUGGUUCCUCUUCCUCCUUCUCCUCCUUCUCAUCGUCAUCCAAUCAUUUGCCUGCUUUUGUGAAGCCAGUGCCCAACGCGAAUCAGCUUAGCCAUCCCAUGGUCUUUCCCUCCAGUCGGGUGCACUUUCCCAAAACGAGUCGGCGUCUGCCGCAGGCCCUCAUAAUUGGUGUGCGAAAGUGCGGGACGAGGGCUCUGCUGGAGAUGCUGUAUCUGCAUCCGCGCAUCCAGAAGGCCGGCGGCGAGGUGCACUUCUUCGAUCGGGACGAGAACUAUCUGAAGGGCCUGGAGUGGUAUCGCAAGAAGAUGCCGCACUCCUUCCGAGGACAGAUAACCAUCGAGAAGAGUCCCAGUUACUUUGUGUCGCCAGAGGUGCCGGAACGAGUGCGGGCCAUGAACGCGAGCAUCAAGCUGCUGCUGAUUGUCCGCGAGCCAGUGACCAGGGCCAUCUCGGACUACACCCAGCUGCGCAGCCAUGCGGCCACUGCCAUCCUGCCGCUGGCCGAACGGGAGAGCUCCGGCAGUGGCGCCUCCGCGGCAGCCGCCCAGCCUCCCAAGAUGCCAUCACAGUCGCUGCUGUAUGCUAAGCUGCAGGCGGCCCAUGGCUAUGACAAUGCCCUGGUCGGUGGCAGUGGGGCGGGCGCCAAGGAGACAAAGACAAAGUUAAGCGUCGCGGGCAGGCGGCCGGCAGGAGCUGGAGUUGGAGUUGGAGCUGGCGGAACGAUAACCACGACAACACCAUCGCCGAUGGCAAGUGCCGCCCAACUGGCAGCCAAGUCCUUUGAGGAGCUGGCCAUAUUUCCCAAUGGCACCGUUAACGAGGCUUAUCGACCGCUCAGCAUAUCCAUGUACCAUGUCCAUCUGCACCGCUGGCUGGAAGUCUUUCCGCGCGAACAGCUGCUGGUGGUCAACGGGGAUCGCCUCAUCGAGGACCCGGUCUCCCAGCUGAGGCGCAUCGAGGCGUUCUUGGGCAUUGAGCAUCGUGUGAAGAGCGAGCACUUCUACUUUAACGAGACCAAGGGAUUCUACUGCCUGCGCUACGACAAUGGAGAUCGCUGCCUGCGCGAGACCAAGGGCCGAAAGCAUCCGCAUGUGGACCCGGUGGUGGUCUCCAGGCUGCGCAGAUUCUUUGCCGAAUACAACCAACGCUUCUAUGAGCUGGUGGGCGAGGAUCUCGGCUGGCCCGAGGAGUAGGCGCUGAAGAAUUCCUAACUGAGAAACAUGGACUGAGGGACUCCACCUUUGAGUGCAGUGCGAAGUGCAUCAUCACCAUCCCAUCCCAUCAAAUAAAUCGGCCAGCCAGCGGUCAAUCCUUUGGACCUCUGGUACAGCAAUUUUAAUUACCGGGGAGCAGAAGCGGCAGCGGCAUCAGGAAAAAGAGGAGGCAAAGUUUACCCGUUGUAUAUUUUGCGGAGUUUCGCGAAACAUUUCUGCCUGGCCGGGUCCGCACUUGCGGAGCCUAGCAUGCAGCCAUCAAGCGACCCAGCCACCCAGCCACACACCCAUCCAAGUGCUCUGACAGUUCAAUUAUGCGCGCGUAUUGAAAAAUUGCAUUCCCAUUUCCCGUAACCCACCAGCUACCGUCCCGCCCUGCCUCCCCAUCGGCCCCACGCAUGCAAAUUUGCCUUCGCACUAUAGAAAGGAAAUGAGAAAAAGAACAAGAAGGGAAAAAACACUGGAAAUAUAGUGUACUGUACGCAUUUCGAUGUGCAGCAGGCCAUGAAAAUGUGAAUGGUGCAACUACUCGUAUAUAGUCCCUCAGAAUCACAUAUCUGAAGCCCAUAUACACAGCGUCUAUAUAGCGAAAUAAAAGCAAUAUCUACAUACUAUACAUGAUGUUCGAAGGUUACACGUUUUGUACGUCCGUUUAUGUGUGGAGUGGAUGAGUGCCAGCACCUCUCUCUCUGCCACAUGCGAGUGUGAGUGUGUGUGUACGAGUGUCUGAGAGCAUAAAAAUUAAUUAAGCAACUAAAUGUGAUUUUAUAGCAUAUAAGCAUAGACAAAUUGAAAAUGAUUGCAACCGAAAGAGAACGAGAAAGAGAGGGAGAGAGAGGGUAGAGGCAAUUUGAGAGAUGAGGUGAGACAAGCAGCCAGUGGAGGUAGGAAGGCCCCACUUUGAGGAAAUUAAAAAUGUAUUUAGACUAACAGUCGGCUGAAUUAAAUGUGUGCAUAUGGAAACAACCACAAACCCAAACAUAUCAUCUAUAUAUCUAUGUAUAUAGAGUACAGUACUAUAUACAUAUAGUAUGCUCGACAGGUAGACAGACAUAUUAUACAUAAUGCCAUUUCUACGUCAUGAUACAUAUCGGUAGCUAAACCAACCAUGAAAUCGAAACAUAUCAGCUGCAAUCGUCAGCGCAAAUAUACACAACAAAUAUACAUAUAUACAGAUAUAUUAUUAUAUACAUACAUACAUUGUAUCCUAGCCUGUAAGUUGAGCAUCAAUUUUAUUGUAAAUGAUUUAGAUUUUGACCUAGUUCUUAGCGUGCGAUGUGUCAUUGGAAUCGUCUUAGACAAACUUUUAGCAGAAUACAUACAUACCUAUGCCCUUAUCCUAGAUUAAUGAUGCACUGCCUAAACCAAAAACCAAAGGAAAAAAGUAUAGAGAUAUCUUUACAGAUGAGUAAACUGCACCCACAUAGUGCGUAAGUUUAUUACAGAUAGUUUUUUAAUGCAUUUUUAGCCAGAUUAUUUUGUAUUCCUAACGAGCGAACUCUGCCUAUAGAUAAUCUUAUAAUAUACACAUACA